UAACACUAGGAAGUAGUCCAAAACACAGCUACGGGGGAAUCUGCACUCAUAAAGUCAUGCCUUCCUUUCGCGAUGACCAUAUCAUUGUAAUACAAGUAGGUUCUUUAUAUCAUCGCGCUGUUCUUGGGCUUGCUGAAUCAUUAGGACCACCAACAAUUCGCGUGAGGACCAGAGUUGGAAAGAAUGAAAAAGGAGAAUAUAUGUUCAGCAAUAAAAAAGAGAACGGAUUAAAACAAGAGAAGACUCCAAAAGAAGAGGAUUCAAAGCAAAACGAAAUUCUGGAAAAGCCAGCAGAAUUACAGGAUCAAGACUCGUCGACUGCUAACGAUGCGGCAGAAGCAGAUACUCAGAAGGAAGAAUUUAGUGCCUCUUUUCAAUCUGACUGUAACGUUGAAGAUUGGGAACCUCUUCCAAAUGAGAUUCAACCCAUACAAAAAGGAUAUGUCGUUGAUUGGGACGCAUUGAGAGCAUUCUGGAAGCACCUCUAUUCUACUAUUCUCAGUAAGUCAGUGGAGUCUUUUUCGCAAUAUCCUGUAUGCUUAUUAAUACCAACUUAUUGGUCCUUUUACGAUCGGGAGCUUGCUACUCAAUUCUUUUUUGAAGAGCUACAUGUGCCAGCAUUUACAAUUGGUUAUGAGUCAUUGAUGGGAUUAUACGCCAUUGGUGUUUUGCAUGGGCUUGUAAUUGACGUUGGUUAUGAAAAGACAGAUAUCACUCCUAUUUUGGACGGCCAGAUUCUUUUUUCUGCGACACAGCAAAUUCCGUUAGGUGGAAGAAACAUGACUUUACACCUGCAAAAGCUAAUGUUAGAAUCUCUGCCUACACUCCAAGCAACAGGAAAGCAUGUUGAUCAAGAGCACAUUACCGAGUUGCUUGCGGAACAAGUUAAGUGUAGCGAGAUCACUCAAGUUUUGCGGGAGGAGCAAGAUGCAUCUAAAGAAAAAACAAAGCGAGAGGAGGAAUUCAAUACAAGCAAAGAUGAAGAAGGCGUCGAAGACAUUGGGAAAAUUGUGGCUACCGGUCAAACAAGAGCAUAUCUUGCUCGGAAAGAAGAAGAGCGGAAGGGAAAUUCUUCUCAAAGAAAAAUUCCCGAGAAUAGUGAAGUCGAGUUUCAAACUAUAAACCUCUCACCGAUUGGAGAUUGCAUAAUCGGUAGGGAACGUUUCAAAGCAUGUCAGGAACUCUUCCACCGUCCUUCAAACCACAGCGUCAGUCUGCCGGAAGCAAUUUAUCUGACAAUUAAACACAACAGCGUCGAUUAUAAUCGUCGAAAUGAUUUAUGGGAGAAUAUUAUCGUAAUGGGUUGUGGAUCUCGCAUUCGCGGGUUUCGGGAAGCCCUCGUUCAGCAAUUACAAUUUAGAUUUCAAUUAACAGGAAAGCUCGAGCCAUAUUAUGUAGCCCAAGGUACAGACUCUAUUAUCGGUAUGACUACGAAUCCUCCUACACCCUAUCCGCCGCUCAUUAAUCCCUGCAAAACAUUACCGGAUUAUUUUCCUUCCUGGAAACCAGAUGCCAGCACGAAUGCUAUGUUUGAAGAAUUGGCAUUCUUGGGAGGUAGUAUUGUCGCGAAGACGUCUUUUAAUGAGUCUGUUGCCUCACAUUAUGUUACGUUUGAUGAAUAUGUUCAGAAUGGACCUACUGAAAUACAUAGUAAGCAAUGAUUCAUUAGUUAUAGAAUUGAGAUGAAUAUGGAUUUUUAGAAGAGUUGGCAUCCAAAAUUUACAUACAAAGGAGUAGCAUUCUACGGCCGUUUUUCGGACUGUUACGAGUACAUCGUGACCGCGUAAAUAUAUAUCGAACUUAAGUUACAAUGCUUAACAUGAAAUCAAAUAUUGC
This is a messenger RNA of Schizosaccharomyces cryophilus OY26, 1836 nucleotides long. Its product is annotated as SWI/SNF and RSC complex subunit Arp9. The record is from RefSeq and is a predicted model, not a curated record. Bases 57 to 1661 code for a protein of 534 amino acids. Lineage: Eukaryota; Fungi; Ascomycota; Schizosaccharomycetes; Schizosaccharomycetales; Schizosaccharomycetaceae. The transcript has a single exon.